Molecule: messenger RNA, 1923 nt
Organism: Durio zibethinus
Lineage: Eukaryota; Viridiplantae; Streptophyta; Magnoliopsida; Malvales; Malvaceae
Source: RefSeq, a predicted model, not a curated record
UUUUUUUUUUUUGUCUUAAAUUGUACUCCAUGACAUUGCAUUUAAUUUUGAUCAGACAUUGCCGCUCAGCCGCGGGUUCUCUGGAUAUAUGGAAUUGUUGGUUUUUGUUUUGGUACAUUUAUCGAGGUGUUGUUUUAUCUAUCAUGAUUCAUGUGGUUAAUGAUAUGCAAUCCACAUGUGCCUCAAAUUGUUGUAGUAGGAUGAUAUUUUGUUGCUUUUCUUAAUUUUAUGUUUUAUUUUUAAAUAUGUUGUUUAUUGAUAUUGGAAUUUUGACCUUUUGAAAUGUUGGAUGAAUGUGAAAUCUCUCUUUAGAUAUGUCGGAGAUUUUAUCAACUUGCUUCCAGUCCUGGUUAUGCGUAGAGAUAUGUUUUGAUAUAAUAAUUUAGUUAUGAAUGAAUUGCAAUGUGUUCAUUGGAUUAUGCAUGAAUGUCUUCUGGAAAAUGCAGGCACAUGCACCUCCUCCUGGCUACUUUGUUCAACUAGAAAAUACUGAUAAUCUGUAUUUGAAGAAAAGAACAAAGAUGCGUCGGUGGCUUUGCUGUUCCUGUCAGGUAGAGGAGAAUUACCAAUCACAUGAAAGUGAGCACUUGAAGAGCCCCAAGUAUAAUACAGAUGGGCAUCAAAAAAACUCAAAGGUGGCAGCUCCUGUCAAGCCUGAAGUGCAAAAAUCGGCACCACCUAUCGAAGUGCCUGCACUAUCCUUGGAAGAAUUGAAAGAAAAGACUGACAAUUUUGGAUCAAAGGCUUUGAUUGGUGAGGGUUCCUAUGGAAGAGUUUAUCAUGCAAGCUUGAACAAUGGAAAAGCUGUGGCUGUGAAAAAGCUUGACGUUUCCUCUGAGACUGAGUCAAAUGUAGAGUUUUUAACCCAGGUUUCAAUGGUUUCAAGAUUGAAGCAUGACAAUCUUGUUGAGUUGCAAGGUUACUGUGUUGAAGGAAAUCUCCGUGUGCUUGCAUAUGAGUUUGCAACAAUGGGAUCACUACAUGACAUAUUGCAUGGAAGGAAGGGUGUUCAAGGGGCACAACCAGGUCCAGUGCUUGACUGGAUUCAGCGGGUAAGAAUUGCUGUUGAUGCGGCAAGGGGCUUGGAAUACUUGCAUGAGAAGGUUCAACGCUCUAUUAUACACAGAGAUAUCAGAUCUAGCAAUGUGCUUCUCUUUGAAGAAUUCAAAGCCAAGAUUGCAGAUUUUAACCUCUCAAACCAGGCUCCUGACAUGGCUGCUCGUCUUCAUUCUACUCGAGUUUUGGGGACUUUUGGCUAUCAUGCUCCAGAGUAUGCAAUGACUGGACAUUUGACACAGAAGAGUGAUGUUUACAGCUUUGGAGUUGUCCUUCUCGAGCUUCUGACCGGGAGGAAACCUGUUGACCACACAAUGCCUCGUGGACAGCAGAGUCUUGUUACCUGGGCUACUCCAAGACUGAGUGAAGAUAAAGUUAAACAAUGUGUAGAUCCAAAAUUGAAGGGAGAGUAUCCUCCUAAAGGAGUUGCUAAGUUGGCAGCCGUGGCAGCUUUGUGUGUUCAGUAUGAAGCCGAGUUCCGUCCAAACAUGAGCAUCGUUGUUAAGGCUCUCCAACCGCUAUUGAAGUCUGUGGCACCAACAGCAGCUCCACCAGAGACUUAAAAGCAGAUGAAUCCAUCUGGUUUCCUCGCCUUUGAUCAAACAUUUCUGCAAUCUCUGCACAGUUUGGUUUCACUUGACUGCAGAUUUCAUCAGAUCACUAAAUAUUAUAUAUAUUUUUUUCCUUCCAGUUUUUCAUAUAUGACAUGGAUGUGUAAGGUUGGAAUGUUUAAUGUGACUGAUAUGAUCCGUCUGUUACCGGUUUUCGAACCCGGCUACCAAUGUUUUUUUGAGUUGUAGUCAUAAGAUUGACAAAGGGAUUGGGUCGUGUGGUGGAUAUAAAUGUUACUGAAUAUUGUUAUUUGUU